This is a messenger RNA of Penicillium maclennaniae, 2448 nucleotides long. Its product is annotated as Pyridoxal phosphate phosphatase-related protein. Gene Ontology annotation, molecular function: phosphoprotein phosphatase activity. Bases 1 to 2448 code for a protein of 815 amino acids. Gene Ontology annotation, cellular component: cytoplasm. NCBI's taxonomy places the organism in Eukaryota, Fungi, Ascomycota, Eurotiomycetes, Eurotiales, Aspergillaceae. The transcript has 9 exons. The record is from RefSeq and is a predicted model, not a curated record.
AUGGGGUCCGUCGCUCUUCCGUACAUGCAGACCAAGCCGCAGUUGAUUUUCUUCACCGACUUUGACGGCACUAUCACAGUUGAUGACAGCAAUGACUUCAUGAUCGACAAUCUCGGUUUCGGUGCCGAGCGCCGCAAGGCAUUGAACGCGCGGGUCCUGGAUGAGACUCUGGGUUUCCGGGACGCUUUCCGCGAAAUGCUCGACAGCAUCAAGACCCCGUUCAACGAGUGUAUCGAGAUCCUGAAGAAGAACAUGAAGCUAGACCCAUACUUUGAGGAGUUCUACUACUGGGCCAAGGAGAACAAUGUGCCCAUCGUCAUUUUGUCCGGAGGCAUGCGCCCCGUCAUCCUCGCCUUGCUCGAAGAGUUCCUGGGCCACAAGAUCGAUAGCCAUGUUCACAUCGUUUCCAACCAAGUGGUCAGCCGGGAUGGCAAGGAUAUCAACAGUGAAGGGGGCUGGAAGAUUGAGUUCCACGAUGAGAGCCAUUUCGGCCACGACAAGUCUCUCGAGAUCAAACCGUACGCUGCUUUGAAUGACAACGAACGCCCUGUUCUUCUGUACGCAGGUGAUGGUGUUUCCGACCUCUCGGCCGCUGCUGAGACCAACCUCCUGUUUGCCAAGGAGGGCAAGGACCUUGUGACCUUCUGCCAGCGCCGUGGUAUGCCCUACACCACCUUCCAGAACUGGUCCACCAUCUUGUCGACCACCCAGGACAUUCUCUCCGGCAAGGUGACUCCCAGUCAGGUGGCCGUCCGAUCUAAGAGUGCUCCUUGCCAGGGUGAUACUACAUCAUGGCUCGCCGGCUCGUACGUCUUCUUUGGCAAUUCUGAUGGGAUCAAAUUAAUGUGGCUUCCUGUGCAGGUGCGAACGGGCGUUCAGCUCACUUUACUAGUGACUUUUGCGAUCCUUUUGGUCGUAUUCCUCGAUAAUCAAUUUCGUGUCCUUCCCGACUCCAUCCAUGGCCACCUUCCCAUGCACUACUCCGGCUAUGUGAUCACUGAUGUGACAGUCACCAAGUGUUCAUCCCUCAAUCCCUUCUCGACAUGCAAACUCGACCCGGAAAUUUGGUACCGCAUCGAAAAGGACCUCUACCUGCGCUCGGGCUGGACCUCGACUGCCUACGUUCAAUUCCAGCGAAAGAAGGAGGAGGAGUUGACUGCGGAUGACAAGGUCGGUGAGGUCGAAGCGUGGGAACCGCGACCGGGUGGUCUCUGGCUGAAGCGUUCAGCCUCUCGCCACGCGAGCGAUUCUGGAAAGGCGGUGACAUACAUCGAUGUGCUAUUUGGUGCGGAUGCCGUGGACCCCCGUAUGAAUUGGGAGGUUAAAGAUACCCCUUUGUUGCUGGACGGUUGGACGGAAAAGCUAGAGACUCGAAUUAGCAUUCGGCGAGGCAACCCGACCAAGACCAAGAAGCCCACGCCCAGAAUCAACGAAAAUGGAAAGUUCAAGAUCAUGCAACUAGCGGACCUGCACCUGAGCACGGGUCUCGGUGUUUGUCGUGACCCAAUCCCGGCCGAGCCUGUGCCUGGGCAGAAGUGUGAAGCUGAUCCUCGCACAUUGGAGUUCGUGGAGAGGCUUCUUGAUGAGGAGAAGCCCGAUUUGGUCAUUCUGAGUGGUGACCAGGUGAAUGGGGAGACAUCUCCUGACGCCCAAAGUGCGGUCUUCAAGGGCGUCCAACUCCUCGUCGACCGCAAGAUUCCCUACGCCGUCAUCUUCGGCAACCACGACGAUGAAGGCGACCUCAACCGAGCACAACUCAUGUCUAUAUACGAAGAUCUUCCCUACUCGCUUGCAGCAGCUGGCCCCGAAGACAUUGACGGGGUCGGAAACUAUAUUGUCGAAGUCCUCGACCGCGGCAAGAGCACGCACUCUGCUCUUACUCUCUAUCUCCUUGACACCCAUUCCUAUUCCCCCGAUGAACGUCAAUUCCGAGGCUACGAUUGGAUCAAGCCAAGUCAAACUCGCUGGUUCAAGAACACUGCCCAAGGCCUUCGGAGGAAACAUCAGGAAUACUCUCACAUACAUAUGAAUAUGGCAUUUAUCCACAUCCCAUUGCCCGAGUACCGGAGCAGUGGAAAAUACUUCAAAGGCGCGUGGGACGAGGCUCCUACCGCGCCUGGGUUCAAUUCUGGUUUCAAAGAUGCCCUGCAAGAAGAGGGCGUCCUCUUUGUUAGCUGUGGACAUGACCAUGUCAACGACUAUUGCAUGCUCGAGCCAGAUGCCAAUGAUAAGCCCUCGCUCUGGAUGUGCUACGGCGGCGGCAGCGGCCUGGGUGGCUAUGGUGGCUACAACGACUACGUCCGACGUGUACGCUUCUUUGAUUUUGACAUUGGUCCCGGCCGGAUCACCACCUACAAACGCCUCGAGUGGGGACAGACAGAAGCCAAGAUCGACGACAUGAUGAUCGUCGACGGCGGUGCUGUGAAAGGUCCCAAUGAAGCAUCAUGA